Dendronephthya gigantea is the source of this 1945-nucleotide messenger RNA. RefSeq names its product actin-related protein 2-B. Lineage: Eukaryota; Metazoa; Cnidaria; Anthozoa; Malacalcyonacea; Nephtheidae. The record is from RefSeq and is a predicted model, not a curated record. The transcript is spliced from 10 exons. Gene Ontology annotation, biological process: Arp2/3 complex-mediated actin nucleation. Bases 92 to 1273 code for a protein of 393 amino acids. Gene Ontology annotation, molecular function: actin filament binding. Gene Ontology annotation, cellular component: actin cortical patch; Arp2/3 protein complex.
GGGCGGUGGAAAACGGAAGCCCGGUUUGCUGCCAUCUUGCCCUCAGAGUGAGUUUAAACUCCGCAAAACAAAGCUAAAUUUUCUCUUUACAAUGGAUUCAAAAGGGCACAAAAUUGUUGUAUGUGAUAAUGGAACUGGGUUCGUGAAAUGUGGAUUUGCAGGAUCCAACUUUCCAGAACACAUAUUCCCAUCGAUGGUUGGACGACCUAUUAUCCGUUCGACUGCAAAAGUCGGUGACAUAGAAGUGAAGGAUUUGAUGGUCGGGGACGAAGCUAGUCAACUUAGACAUAUGUUAGAAUGUAAUUAUCCUAUGGAUAACGGCAUUGUACGCAGCUGGGAUGAUAUGAAACACGUUUGGGAUUACACAUUUGGGCCCACAAAAUUAAACCUUGAUACCAAGAACUGCAAGGUUUUACUGACUGAACCACCUAUGAAUCCAAUGAAAAAUCGAGAAAAAAUGAUUGAGGUUAUGUUUGAGAACUAUGAGAUGGCUGGUGUUUACAUUGCUAUACAAGCCGUCUUGACAUUAUAUGCGCAAGGCUUGUUGACCGGAGUGGUUAUUGAUUCUGGAGAUGGUGUCACCCAUAUCUGUCCAGUUUACGAAGGUUUCGCUUUACCACAUUUGACACGAAGACUUGACAUAGCUGGACGAGAUAUCACCAAGUAUUUAAUCAAACUUCUAUUGCUAAGAGGAUAUGCAUUCAACCACACAGCUGACUUUGAGACUGUUCGUAUGAUGAAGGAGAAGUUAUGUUAUGUUGGCUACAAUAUUGAACAGGAGCAGAGGCUUGCAACAGAAACAACAGUGCUUGUUGAACAAUACACGCUACCAGAUGGUCGUGUUGUGAAAGUGAGUGGUGAAAGAUUUGAGGCACCAGAAGCUCUAUUCCAACCUCAUCUCAUCAAUGUGGAAGGUGUUGGAAUGGCGGAGUUGUUAUUUAACACAAUCCAAGCGGCCGAUAUUGACACCAGGAUGGAAUUCUACAAGCACAUUGUUCUGUCAGGUGGUUCAACCAUGUAUCCUGGAUUACCAAGUCGAUUGGAAAGAGAGAUUAAGCAACUGUACUUGGAGAGAGUAUUGAAAGGAGAUGGAUCCAAGUUAGCUAAAUUCAAGAUCCGUAUUGAAGAUCCACCUCGUAGAAAGCAUAUGGUCUUCCUUGGUGGUGCUGUGUUGGCAGACAUCAUGAAAGACAAAGAUAACUUCUGGAUAACUAAACAAGAAUACCAAGAAAAGGGGACGAAAUGUCUCGAAAAACUUGGAGUCAGUGUCUAAAAUUAUAAUAAACACAGGACAGUAACGUCAAUAUUGUAAAAUGGAAAAGCUAUUUUUCUCGGGUUUAAUUUACCUGAAUUUUUUUCUACUCAUCAUGAUUUAGGCAAAUAUGCAAGUACUAACCAGACACAAAUUCGUAUUUGAGAUAAAUCAAGUCACAAUAAUUUACUAAAGAGGAUCAUUUAACUAAAUGCAGAACGGUUUUUCUGCAUUUAUCGUGCAUGGAAUGAAUGAACUAAGCGUUGAUUUCGAUGUAUUUAAACGAAGUGAAAAUUUCAUAUUUAGAUUCUGCAGGUUGAAAAUACAAUUCCUUUGUGCAUAUGUGAUGUCAUGGUCACAAAAAAUUUAAAUUGGAGCGAAUUCCAGUUGUUAAAAGCACAGCUAUUUUUUGGGCUUCAGAUUUUGAACAAUAAGUUUCUCAAUGUAUGUAUAUUUGCAGUUUUGAGGCUUGAGAAAAAAGCACUUCGACUUUGGUAUAGAUUUAAGUUGGCAGCGUUGAAGCAACUGUUGAAGGUGUUCCCAGCCUUUUGAAUUGUAGUUGACGAACACUGUAAUGUUAUCACAUUUAAUACGCCUCAUUAUCUAAACUUUUCCUUGCGGUUGUUCAUGAUAAUCUAAUAUGUAAAUUGAAUUUUAUAAAAAAAUUUGAAUAAAUUUCUUGUUUUGUUUUGA